GCCCGCUGCGAUAAGGCAGCUAAGCCCCUGCCUGGGCCGGGCUCUCCUGUUACCCCCCGGGGCACCGCCGCGGGGUUGUUUUCCCCACCUAGGAGCUAGGCUCGAUCCUUCCUCCCUUUGCCUGUAAGGGAGGCAGCGUGUUUGUAAACAUGCUUCCAGACAGCCCGAGGCAUGCGCCGCUGCCUGGGUUAACCCACGCGGGAGACAGCCCUGGAGCGAGGUCGAGCCACGGCGAGAUGCAGCUGGCACCACUGCCCUUCUACAGGAAGCUCUGUUACGCCAUAGGUGGUGCUCCGUACCAGAUGACAGGAAACGCCCUCGGGUUCUUCCUCCAGAUUUUCCUACUGGACGUUGUGCAAUUGGAAGCGUUCCAUUCCUCUCUGAUCCUUUUCCUUGGGCGAGCCUGGGACGCAGUUACAGACCCCACUGUCGGCUUCCUGGUCAGCAAGAGCCCCAGGAGGAGGCUUGGCAAGCUGAUCCCAUGGAUUGUCUCCUCCACGCCGUUCGGGGUGGUCUUCUACUGCCUGGUCUGGUCCACCCCCUCGGACGCCAUGCCUGUCUCCCUCAAGUUCCUUUGGUACCUGACCACGUACUGCUUCUUCCAGACAAGCAUGACUUGCUAUCAUGUGCCUUAUUCCUCCCUGACCAUGUUUCUGGGAGGGAAUCAGCGAGACCGGGAUUCGGCCACUGCCUACAGAAUGGGGGUGGAGGUGUUCAGCACGCUGGUCGGCUCGGGUAUCCAGGGGCAGAUAGUCGGCAGGUACCACACCAGCAUGAUGAAAAGCUGCAGCGUGCCCAAUGGGACUCUGUACAACAGCACCGCCCUGGGGCUCACCGACACCUUGGAGAACACACGCAGGGCGUACGUGAUCGCCUCCGUGGUCCUGGGCUCGCUCUACUGCAUGGCCUGCCUGAUUCUCUUCCUCGGAGUGAAGGAGCAGCCUGGGCCCCUCAGUCCCUUGGGAAAGACCCAGCUGCCCUUCUUUCACAGCCUGCGACUAAUCCUGGGACACCAGCCCUACGCCUGGCUGCUCUGUGGCUUCCUCUUCAUGUCCCUGGCCUUCCAGAUCGCUCAGGGGAUCUUUGCCUUUUUCUGCACACAUGCUGCUGGGCUGGCUGGGAAGUUCCAGCACUUGGUGCUCAUCAUGCUGGUCGUGGCUUCCCUCUCCAUUCCCUUCUGGCAGUGGUUUCUGGUGCGUUUUGGGAAAAAAACAGCUGUGUUCGUGGGCCUAUCAUUAAUUAUCCCUGCUCUCAUCGUUAUCACCCUAGUGAGUCACAACUUCCUGGUCUUCGUCUUCAUGGUGGUAUUAGCGGGAUGCAGCCUGGCUGUCCUCUACUUGUUACCCUGGUCCAUGCUACCAGACGCGGUGGAUGAUUUCAGGCUGAAGAACCCGAACUAUCUAAACCUGGAAGCUUUUUUCUACUCGUUCUAUGUUUUCUUCAACAAGUUUGCAGGAGGACUCUCCUUGGGGAUAUCAACAAUGAGCCUACAUUUUGCAGGUUACAGAGCCAGUGACUGCACACACAACCCCUCUGUCAUCCUCACGCUGCGGAUACUCAUGGCCCCUGUCCCAAUAACCCUGCUGCUCAUUGCCAUGACCAUAUUCUGCUUCUACCCCAUCGAUGAGGAGCGGAGGAAACAGAUGAGGGUGGAGAUGGAGGCAGCUGGUCAUUGGGUAAAGAAUGGAAACCCAGGGUAAACUAAUGUCGGGAAAUGCACUUGGAAAGAAUCCAGUAUUGCUACAUGGCCAUGAGGAUGCAUCAGUGUAAUUUAAAGGCCCAGCUGCCUGUUGUUGCUGAUUUUCCCCAUCACAAAGGACACAGCUCUGCUUACUGCCUUUCCCUGUGCCAGCCCAGCCCUGCAGUGCUUCCGCAGUGAGGCCUGCAGAGCUGGCGUGACCCCACAGCACUGCGUUCUGCAUGGCUUAGCUUUCGCUUUGCUGCCUGCUCUGGCACACUCAAAACAGGACCACAGGGUGGGGGAGAUGUGGGGAGAAAAGAGAGAGUUUCUCUUUGGAAGAUCAGGAUCAUUAGUACUGAGAGCUAAGUUUGGGGGGAAAUACAAUUUUUUUAGGAAGGGUAUGGUAUGCAUACUAUAUUUCUAGGUCAUCAAACUGGCAAGAUGAAGUCUCCUACACUGUACUAACCCACCCAUCUCAUAAGGAACAAAGGAAUUGUCACACCAGAACAGACAGAUGGUCCAGCUCAUCCAGGAUCCUACCUCUGAUAGUGGAAUGGUCAAUGCUGGCUGCUUCAGAGGAAGGUGUCAAACACCUCCUUAACGAUCCUGACUGAGUAAUACUGUACCUGUGCGGAGAUGAGGGAGGAAGGGUCCUUUUGACCCCAUGUGGUGAUCAGUUCCUGCCUUGCAGCACGAAGAUUUACUUCUGUCACGUUCCUAGGUAAAGGUAGGCAGGACUAGUGGCAAGAGCUUGGGAUCCCAAAACUGAAGCCAGGGAUCAGAGUCAAUAGUCAAGCCAAGGGUCUAGCCAGAGUCAGAAAUCAUGUCCAGGGUCAAUACCAGGUAUCGGGGUCUGUGUUGGGUUUCCAGGGGUUGAUUAGGAGUCAGAAUCAGAGUCAGAGCAAGGUCAGUGCCAGGAGUUCAGAAGUACGGUAGCUAGCUAGGAAUCCACAUUGUUGCCUGGACACUUCCUAGUACACCCCAUGGGCAUCUCUAUGGUCAAAGAACCAAUCAGGGAUCGCUAGACCACUGUCAGUCAGAUCACCUGAGGUGGAAUUUCCUCGGUAGGUUGUAGGUCACAGGGAGUGGCCCAGGUGACAGUGUAGGGAUGUUGGUUGCCUUGUAGCCCUGCGCAGACCUGGGAUUACAACCUCCCUCAUGCAGAGCAGCUGACUCACUGUUCUCCAUCCAGAACGCCAAGCCAAAGAGAACUGCUGAAUUCAGCCACUUGGAACUGUGGGUUAGAUACAGCGUAGGUAGUCACUCUGACACGCUGUAACAUGGGUACCAGGUCUGGGUAUUACUGCCGGUUAUUGACAGGGCUGAAGGAAGCCUGGUAGAUGUAGGUUGUGAGGCUUGGGAGGGGUAAGGAAAAGUGGUUCACUGCCUGUUGUCAAUAGCUAAGCACCUGCCUUCAUCAACUACCACAGAGCUACAGUAUUUUGAUCACCUGCUGGCAUGAUGCUGUUCCUGGAGAGUGGCCAGUAGGAUGAUCCUAGUUCACCUUGUUUCCCAGAGGGCUGGUCCCCGGUGUUUGUAAAGACAGAAUCUAUUAAUCUUCGGAAAGAUACCAAAGUUCAAGUGUAGAAACUUCAAAGAGAAGCACAUGCUCCAAAGGAGAAGUAUACACACCACACGACUGCUAGUAUCACUAUUUCCAAAACCAACCAUGGUUCCCUGCCUCGGGUUCAUUAGCAGGCCGUUCAGCUAGUUAUCAAUCAGAUGAAUGUCUCUGUGACAGGGGUCACAGGAAUGGACUAAGCCACCUGCGAUCUUGCUUUCUUAGGGGUUUAUUACAAGGUCUGCCCUGUGCCUGCCAUCUGCAGGGGUGUCAAAUUCACUCAGUGGAAACGGCUGAAUUGCACUUUUAAUAGUUUCUAGAACAGCUCUACAAAAUCAGCAUCUUGUACUACCUUCAGCACACCGCAAAUGUCCCACCGCACAGAGAUCAAGGGUUGGGUCUGGCCCUUCUGUAGUGACUAAACUUUCAGUAAGUAAAAUUUAAUUGCCUUUGGCAUCAUGCAUUAGCUUGUUAUUUUUCAGGCCAGUGCC
This is a messenger RNA of Terrapene triunguis (Three-toed box turtle), 3733 nucleotides long. RefSeq names its product sodium-dependent lysophosphatidylcholine symporter 1-like. Gene Ontology annotation, cellular component: membrane. The record is from RefSeq and is a predicted model, not a curated record. Gene Ontology annotation, biological process: carbohydrate transport. The coding region runs from base 150 to 1700 and encodes 516 amino acids. Lineage: Eukaryota; Metazoa; Chordata; Testudines; Emydidae. Gene Ontology annotation, molecular function: symporter activity. The transcript is spliced from 14 exons.